Ostreococcus lucimarinus CCE9901 is the source of this 1110-nucleotide messenger RNA. RefSeq lists its product with no specific name. Lineage: Eukaryota; Viridiplantae; Chlorophyta; Mamiellophyceae; Mamiellales; Bathycoccaceae. The coding region runs from base 1 to 1110 and encodes 369 amino acids. The record is from RefSeq and is a predicted model, not a curated record. The transcript has a single exon.
AUGGCGACGUCGCGUCGUCGCCGCGCUCGCCUCGGCGCGCUCGUCCUCGCGUGCGUCGCGGCGCUCGCCGCGCGCGCGCGCGCGAGCGACGUCGACACCGAGUGCGCCGAGGCGCGACGCGCGUGCGCGCGCGACGCGCGACGCGCGAUCGAUUCCGACGCGCGAUUGCAAAAGUUUCUCGCGACGGCGACGCGCGACGCGACGCGCGCGGACGGCGACGCCGCGCUCGGGGCGUCGCGGUACGGAGGAUUCGUCGCGGAUGACGCGCCGAGGCUGGCGUUCGCCGAGCUCGUCGCGCUGGGGUGCUGCCUGUUCGACGGCGAGUGCGCGCGGGACGCGGCGACGCGCGCGGCGAGACGGGGCGACGACGAAGCGGCGGCGACGCGAGACGCGCUCGAGAUCGGCGGCGCGCUUUUGUUUCGGGCGAGCGAGCACGAACACUGGACGAAGAUGCCGGGGAUUGGGACGCUGGGCGCGGACGCGAGGACGUGCGCGGAGGCGACGGGGACGACGAGGUGCGACGACGCGUUGGUGGCGACGUACGUCAAAGCGGGCGACGCGGGAGAUGAGCUCGGGGUGCUGCGCGCGGGAGAUGCGAUGCUGCGAAGGUACGUCGCUGGGUUGGCGACGCGCGUGCAGGGGGAGGGAGCGCGGGAAGAGUGCGACGCGACGCGAGGCGGCGACGUCGGGGACGCCGCGGGCGCGCGAGCGCUGUUCAAGCGACUGUUGACUUCGAAUAGGUUUGAUAAAGUCGCCGCCGAGCGUUUGCGCGAAGUGACGCGCGCGGAAGAGCUUUGGGUCGAUCCCACGCGCGGAGGGACGCCCGAUAAAGCGUAUUUAAUGGCGGAUGCGUUGAUUCGAUUGGCGUCGCGAGGCGCGACGGCGAUCGCCGUCUGCGUCGUUUUCUACGUAUUUAGAAACUUCACAUUCAUCGGCGGUGCGUGGCGAUUCGCGCGCUCAGUGUUUUUAGCGGUAACGGGGAUAAGUUUAGUCACGCGCGUGUUUAAGCGCGUUCGCGCGUUCGUGAAGUGGUUGCGAUGGAAGCCGCCCGUGGUGGACACGCGACAGGCGAGACGCGAGGAGGCUCGAAAAAGUAAGAAGCGAGUGUGA